AUGUCGCAGCAUUUGAGAGAGACUUUCCAGCGCUGCAAGGACGAGGGCAGAAACGCCUUGGUGAACUUCAUCACCGCCGGGUUCCCCACCAUCGAGGACACCGUGCCUAUUUUGCAAGGAAUGCAGGAGGGCGGGGUCGAUGUCAUCGAGUUGGGAAUCCCGUUCUCGGACCCGAUCGCAGAUGGCCCCACCAUCCAGGCCGCCAACACGGUAGCAUUGAAAAACGGCACCACGGUGAAGAGGUGCCUCGAGUUGGUGUCGCAGGCCAGAAAGCUGGGCGUGUCCGUGCCCAUCAUUUUGAUGGGCUACUACAACCCGAUUUUGAUGUACGGUGAGGAGAAAAUGGUUGAGGACUCGGCCAAGGCCGGCGCCAACGGCUACAUCGUGGUGGACUUGCCUCCCGAGGAGGCCGUGAAGUUCCGCGGCACGUGCCUGAAGUACGGCCUCUCAUACGUGCCUUUGGUGGCGCCCGUCACGUCGGACGCCCGCUUGCAGACCUUGGGUAAAAUCGCCGACUCGUUCAUAUACGUGGUGUCGCGUAUGGGCACCACGGGAGCCUCCACAGAGGUGUCCAACGGGAUCGCAGCCUUGUGUGCGCGUGUGCGCAAAUUCGCCGGCGACACGCCGUUGGCUGUCGGGUUUGGCGUUUCCAACAGAGACCACUUUUUGACCGUGGGCAAGGCGGCCGACGGCGUGGUGAUUGGAUCCAAGAUCAUCACGCUUUUGGGCGAGUCCGAGCCGGGCCAGAGAAGGCAGGUGGCACGUGACUUCGUCAAGGCCAUUUUGGGCGACGAGUACACCCCCAUUGCGCCGCCAGCGUACAAGGAGUACACACAGCCGGCCAGCCACGUGGUGCCCGAGGCCUUGACGGAGGAAGUGCGCAAGUACUCCCCCACUUUCGGUGAUUUCGGCGGCCAGUACGUGCCGGAGGCCAUGCACGCGUGCUUGGCCGAGUUGGAAAGGGGGUUUGAGAGCGCCACUGCAGACCCGGAGUUCUGGAAGGAGUUCAAGUCCUUGUACCUGUACAUUGGCCGGCCCUCGAGUUUCCACAAGGCCGACCGGUUGACGGAGCACGCCGGGGGAGCGCAGAUCUGGUUGAAGAGAGAGGACUUGAACCACACGGGCUCGCACAAGAUCAACAACGCGUUGGCACAGGUCUUGAUUGCCAAGCGCUUGGGCAAGAAGAGAAUCAUUGCCGAGACCGGCGCCGGCCAGCACGGCGUGGCCACUGCCACCGCAUGCGCCAAGUUUGGCUUGGAGUGCUGUGUGUUCAUGGGUGCCGAGGACGUGAAGCGCCAGGCGUUGAACGUGUUCCGGAUCAGAAUCUUGGGCGCCAAGGUCGUGGCCGUCACCAACGGCACUGCUACUUUGAGAGACGCCACGUCCGAGGCGUUCCGCUACUGGGUGUCGAACUUGGACUCCACGCAUUACGUCGUGGGCUCGGCCAUCGGGCCCCACCCAUACCCCACGCUUGUGAGAACAUUCCAAAGUGUGAUUGGCCAGGAGGCAAAGGAACAGUUCAUGGAAUUGAACGACGGCAAGUUGCCCGACGCUGUGGUGGCCUGCGUGGGAGGAGGCUCGAACUCGACGGGUUUGUUCUCGCCUUUCGAGAAGGACACCUCCGUGAAAAUGUUGGGCGUGGAGGCCGGUGGUGACGGCGUGGACACUGCGCGCCACUCCGCCACCUUGACUGCCGGAAGCCCAGGUGUGUUUCACGGUGUGAAGACAUUUGUUUUGCAGGAUGACGACGGCCAGGUCCACGACACCCACUCGGUGUCUGCCGGCUUGGACUACCCGGGCGUGGGCCCUGAGUUGGCGUUCUGGAAGGCUUCUGGAAGAGCAGAGUUUGUGGCUGUUACUGACGCCGAGGCGUUGGAGGGCUUCCGCUUGUUGUCGCAGUUGGAAGGAAUCAUCCCUGCGUUGGAGUCCUCGCAUGCCAUCAUUGGUGCACUCAGACUUGCCAAGACCAUGACUCCCGACCAGCACAUUAUCAUCAAUGUGUCGGGCAGAGGAGACAAGGACGUGCAGUCUGUUGCCAAUGUGUUGCCUGUGUUGGGCGAGAAGAUUGGGUGGGACUUGAGGUUCGAGGAAGACCCAUCGAAAUAG
This is a messenger RNA of Metschnikowia bicuspidata var. bicuspidata NRRL YB-4993, 2106 nucleotides long. It is a transcript of the gene TRP5, whose product is annotated as tryptophan synthase. The transcript has a single exon. Gene Ontology annotation, molecular function: tryptophan synthase activity. NCBI's taxonomy places the organism in Eukaryota, Fungi, Ascomycota, Pichiomycetes, Serinales, Metschnikowiaceae. Gene Ontology annotation, cellular component: cytoplasm. Gene Ontology annotation, biological process: L-tryptophan biosynthetic process. The coding region runs from base 1 to 2106 and encodes 701 amino acids. The record is from RefSeq and is a predicted model, not a curated record.